This is a messenger RNA of Trematomus bernacchii (emerald rockcod), 1075 nucleotides long. It is a transcript of the gene gpx8, whose product is annotated as glutathione peroxidase 8 (putative). Gene Ontology annotation, biological process: response to oxidative stress. The coding region runs from base 37 to 714 and encodes 225 amino acids. Gene Ontology annotation, molecular function: glutathione peroxidase activity. The transcript has 3 exons. NCBI's taxonomy places the organism in Eukaryota, Metazoa, Chordata, Actinopteri, Perciformes, Nototheniidae. The record is from RefSeq and is a predicted model, not a curated record.
UCUGUGUUCCUUUUCCCCUGGUCCGCCCGAGACUUUAUGCAGGAGCCCGCUACCUCCUCGGUUUGUUCUUCCCCCUCCAAGAUGGAGGCCUUAGGGGGCUACCGUACAAAGUCCUCCAACCCAAAUGCGAAAAGGUUGACAGUUUUGUUGAGCAUGACAGUCGGGGUCGGGUGUUUGUUUCUCCUGCAGACUCAGCUUGUGAAACCGAGGAAACCAACUGAUUUUUACUCGUUUGAGGUGAAAGACGCGAAGGGGAGGACGGUGUCUCUGGAGAAGUACCGAGGGAAAGCGUCUCUGGUUGUAAACGUGGCGAGUCUCAGCGAGCAGACGGAGAUGAACUACCUCUCCCUGCAGGAGCUGCACCGGGAGCUGGGCACCUCUCACUUCAACGUGCUGGCCUUCCCCUGCGGUCAGUUCGGGGACACUGAACCCGGUACCAGCCGGGACAUCGAGGCUUUUGCCAAGUCCACCUACGGAGUCACCUUCCCCUUCUUCAGCAGGAUCAAAAUAAUGGGCUCAGAGGCGGACCCUGCCUUCAAAUUCCUCACAGAUUCUGUGCAGAAAAGUCCCAGGUGGAACUUCUGGAAGUUUCUAGUAAAUCCAGAGGGUAACGUGGUCCGAUUCUGGCGAACAGACGAGCCCAUAGAGAGCGUUCGAGAAGAGGCCACAGCGUUGGUGCGAGAAAUAAUCGUAAAGAAACGGGUGGAGCUAUGAUGGAGAUGGAUACGGGACACAUCUAAGUGUGUUGUGCCCGUGAUCCCUUUGCUUUGAUAGCAAGGAAUGACUGAACGCUGAGCUGCUACAGUGAGGGUGGUUCGUAAAGUCUAGCUCCAGAAACUUGCCGAAUGAAAAUAUCAAUUUUCAGUCAUUCAAAGGUAGUUGGAGUGUGUGUUGGUGCGUGGGAAACAUCGGUUAAUAAUGACAAUCAUGAUGAACAUUCCUUAUAAUGACCACUGCUGCAGCCAAAGGAUUGCUUAGCCAUUGAAGUGUUUGAUUUUUCAAAUGUUCAGUUUGCCUUUUUGUACCAUCUUUUUCAAAUGUUUACAUUAAAAUCAAAUUCUUAGGUGAAGCAUAA